Ogataea haglerorum is the source of this 450-nucleotide messenger RNA. RefSeq lists its product as uncharacterized. The coding region runs from base 1 to 450 and encodes 149 amino acids. Lineage: Eukaryota; Fungi; Ascomycota; Pichiomycetes; Pichiales; Pichiaceae. The record is from RefSeq and is a predicted model, not a curated record. The transcript has a single exon.
AUGUCGGCUUCAACGUACGGGUCUACUGAUGCGCAACCUUCCACUUCUAGUGCCCACCAAUCGAGUCUUCCAGAGGGCUACCAGCCCAGAAACAACUCCAGGUAUGAAGAAUCUAAGAAGAUUCCAAGGAAAUAUAAAGAUUAUGAAGAAUUCUUGAGUACUCAAAGUUUAUUAGAGUCAGGAGAUGGAAACAGCAUCAUCGACGAGACACUAACAAGGAACCUGGGAGAAGCCGUCUGCCGUACAAUUUGUGAAGAAGCCCCUGAGCUACCAUCCCCAAUUUUGAGUUUUGUGAGUGCUCAUAAACUUUACUUCACUCUAGGGGUAGUCAUACUUCUCGUCAUUUUCAGCAUAGUUUUAUAUUACACAGGGAAUGGCGAUAUUGUUGUGAUACUCUGGUAUAAGAUUCUUUGCGCACUGGGGCUUCUUGAUUGUCGGUCAGAUCUUUAG